Molecule: messenger RNA, 1702 nt
Organism: Maniola jurtina (meadow brown)
Lineage: Eukaryota; Metazoa; Arthropoda; Insecta; Lepidoptera; Nymphalidae
Product: cytochrome P450 4V2-like
Exons: 10
Coding region: 154-1620 (488 amino acids)
Molecular function (GO): monooxygenase activity; oxidoreductase activity, acting on paired donors, with incorporation or reduction of molecular oxygen; iron ion binding
Source: RefSeq, a predicted model, not a curated record
GAUCACUCGUGUUCAGUGCUAUAUAAUAUUUGUUCAACUUUAUGAAUUAAAGUGGAAAUUUUAAUAUUUUUUAACAGUUAUAAUACGACAUUCGGCCUUUUAUAAAAAUUCCUUGUUUAUAUAAAAUUGUAAAUUAAUUAGUAAUUACCUACAAUGUUGACGGUGGCUCUUGUGCUAGUAUUUCUGUGGUGCGGUAUAUUGGCGUGGCGGCGGAGAAACAGGAAUAAAGAUGAGCCCCCACCGCUCCCGGGCGCUUUGCCACUGAUAGGCCACAUUCACCUUUUAUUUGGAAACAGUUCACAAUUAUGGGAUACAGCGAAAAAGGUGUGCUAUAGUUCCUUGAACGCCGGUGGAGUUAUAUCUGUUAAUAUUGGACCCAGAACAACAUAUCUUGUAACAGACCCAGAAGAUUGUUUGACUAUCGCCAACACAUGUUUGCAAAAGGACGGCUUUUACGACUUUGGAAAACCAUGGUUUGGUGAUGGAUUAAUAACUGCUGAUGUGCAAACAUGGAAAGCACAUCGGAAGCUUCUGAAUCCAGCGUUCAAUCAGAGUAUUCUCGAUGGAUUUAUGGACGUUCUCAACGAGCAAGCUCGUCGUCUGGUCAAGAACCUAGAAGUGGAAGUUGGCAAGGGACCGUUCGAUCAUUUUGCUUAUAUUCUGCUUAAUGUCCUGGAAACCACAUGUCUAACUGUUAUGAAAGUCGAUUUUAGUGACGAGAGCUUGCUGAACAGCGAAUACGUACAUGCCGCAGAGGAUAUGUUCAAAUGCUUGAUAGAGAGGAUCCAGAAGCCCUGGCUGUACAGUGACGCGGUGUUCAACUGGUCCUUCUUGAAGAGGAAGCAGGACGAGUGUCUGAAGAUCUUGCACAAUAUGUCAAACACUGUCCUUAAAAAGAGAAAAGCAGAAUACUUAAAUAAUAAACUUAGCAAAGAGACUAAAGACACGACAAAAGGUCCAAAAUUCCGACCCUUCAUGGACCUUCUCCUUGAACUAGCUAUAGAGAAAGGUGCUUUCAACGACCGGGAGAUCAGGGAACACGUUGACACCAUAUUGUUCGGUGGUCACGACACAUCAGCAAGUGUGCUUAUGUACACGAUGCUGUUAGUUGGAUCCUACCCUGAGGUUCAGCAGAAGAUUUUUAUAGAGUUGCACGAUGUUUUCGGCGACGAAGACAGGGACGUCACGAAGCAAGAUCUGGCACAACUGGUGUACCUGGAGGCUGUGUUGAAGGAAACCAUGCGCAUUUAUCCCAUCGCGCCCUUUAUUACAAGAUAUCUCGAUCAAGACGUUAAACUACGAAACUGCACUCUCUCGAAAGGUCGAACGUGUUUUCUGUCGACCUAUGGAGUCCACAGACACUCCUCGUGGGGUCCAGAUGUUGAGGAAUUCAAGCCAGAACGCUGGCUGGAUCUUGAAACCUUGCCUAAAUGUCCGACUGCGUUUGCUGGCUUUGGUAUGGGAAGGAGAUCAUGUAUAGGAAAAACAUACGCUUUCAUGUCAAUGAAGACAACUCUGGCUCACGUGUUCCGACGCUACAGGGUGUCCGGAAAUCACUUGUUGAUGAUAAGUAAGAUGGACGUCCUACUAAAGCCAGUAUCGGGACAAAUGAGGAAAUAAACAGACGAUCAUGUAUUAUCCUAUUAAUAUUCAAGGUUUAAGUCGGUUUUAUGGUUAUUUUAUUUAAAUUAUGGUUUUAAAC